Trichoderma atroviride IMI 206040 is the source of this 1344-nucleotide messenger RNA. RefSeq lists its product as uncharacterized. The record is from RefSeq and is a predicted model, not a curated record. Lineage: Eukaryota; Fungi; Ascomycota; Sordariomycetes; Hypocreales; Hypocreaceae. Gene Ontology annotation, molecular function: hydrolase activity, hydrolyzing O-glycosyl compounds. Gene Ontology annotation, biological process: glucan catabolic process.
AUGCGCCCAACAUCCGCCCUUGCGGCCGCUUUGGCCCUUGCAUCUGGCGCCCUCGCCGGCAAGAUCCGGUAUCUGGGCGUCGCCAUCCCGGGAAUCGACUUUGGGUGCGACAUUGACGGCAGCUGUCCGACCGAUACUUCGUCCGUUCCGCUGCUGAGCUACAAGGGCGGUGAUGGCGCCGGUCAGAUGAAGCACUUUGCCGAGGAUGACGGCCUAAACGUCUUUCGCAUUUCCGCCACAUGGCAGUUCGUCACCAACAACACCGUGGACGGCAAGCUGGACGAGCUCAACUGGGGAUCCUACAACAAGGUCAUUGACGCCUGUCUCGUCACCGGCGCCUGGUGCAUGAUUGACAUGCACAACUUUGCCCGAUACAAUGGCGGAAUCAUUGGCCAGGGAGGCGUCGAGGACGAAGUCUUUGUCAACCUGUGGGUCCAGAUUGCCAAGUACUACGAGAAGAACGACAAGAUCAUCUUUGGUCUGAUGAACGAGCCUCACGAUCUGGACGUCAACAUUUGGGCCCAGACCUGCCAAAAGGUCGUCACCGCCAUCCGUGAGGCCGGCGCCACCUCGCAGAUGAUUCUGCUGCCCGCUACCAACUUUGCCAGUGUCGGGACGUACGUCGACAGCGGAAGCGCCGCUGCCCUCGGUGCCAUUACAAACCCUGACAACAGCACCGAUCUGCUGUACUUUGAUGUGCACAAGUAUCUCGACAUCAACAACUCGGGAUCCCACGUGGAGUGCACUACCGACAAUGUCCAGGCCUUUGAGGAUUUCGCGACCUGGCUGAGGGACAACAAGCGCCAGGCCAUCAUCUCGGAAACCGGUGCAUCCAUGGAUCCUUCGUGCAUGACCGAUUUCUGUGCCCAGAACAAGGCCAUCAGUGCCAACAGCGACGUCUACAUCGGCUUCGUCGGAUGGGGCGCCGGAAGCUUUGACACCUCUUACAUCCUGACGCUCACGCCCCUUGGCGAGCCCGGCAACUACACCGACAACAAGCUGAUGGAGCAGUGCAUCCUCGACCAGUUCACCAUGGACUCCAAAUACGCACCAACACCCACUUCAAUCUCAACGGCCACAGAGACAGGCACUUCAACGCCUACCCCGGACCCAUCUAGCACCAGCGGUAACUCGCCAUCAUCAACAACGCCCAGCGCUGACAAGCAAACGCCUUCGUCCUCUCCAAAGGCCAAUCCCGUCAACGACCCAUCCAGCGAUACCAACAAUUCCUCCAAGGACGGAAACAAGGAUGGAAAGUCAGCGGCCCCAUCCGGGGCUAAAGCCUUGAGCGGCAGCUUGCUACUGACAGGAGCUGCUUUUGGCUACAUGAUGGUGGCGUUUUGA